UCGACUGAUUUGAAAUGACUUCUGAAAAUAUUUGCUGGUUUCAUAUUUUCUUCGUUAUAUUUUGUGCCUUGAAUGCGAACACAGUAACGGCAACCGGUGAGUUACUCAAAAAAUACAUCAGUGAGCCUAAAGCCAUCUGCAAUGACAAUUCUAGAGCCACAUUUUAUAUUGGAACGAAAGCUUCUAAGAAAUGGAUCGUGUUCUUCGAAAGUGGCAGAUUUUGUUCCUCUUUCGCCGACUGCAACAGACGUUACUUAAGUAAAAAUUCAACGAUGUUGAUGACUUCGAAGAUGUUGCCUGAUAGAGUUACUGGGCGAGAUUUUCUCUCUGCGUCUAGCAGCGAAAACCCAGCGUUCUUUCAAUACAAUCACGUUCUCGUCCCAUACUGUAGCAGCGAUCUGUGGCUUGGUUUGAAAACUAAUCCUAACAAACCGUUCAGUUUUGUGAACGAUUCAUUCGUCGAUAACUUCAGUUUUAGAGGACAGACGAUUUUUCGUUCGGUUUUUGCGGACCUGCUACAGCAUCAUGACUUGGCCGACGCUGAAGAGAUUAUUCUUGCAGGUAGUAGCGCGGGUGGGAUUGGUGUUCUAAAUCACGCGGAUUGGGUUUUGAAGCAUGUGGUGGAAACAAAUACUUUCAACGCCAGACUUUUGUCUUUAAUCGACUCGGCCUGGUUUAUCGACUUUCAGGAUAGUCUCCGGGACAUGGUGAAUCCCAAGUUCACAUCAUUCGCAAAUAUUUCGUCUCGUGCAUGUUUAGAUUAUUCGCCUGGUCACACUUGCUGUCCUUCAGCAACAUGCAUGAUUGCGCGCGGGUAUUAUCCUGCGAGCGUCCCUUUACUUUUGAUCUCAAGCAUGUAUGAUAUCUUUAUGUUUGGUGAAGUUUUUAAGAAACUGGAAGCUGAAGGAAAAGCAUCGGAUGAGUACUCUGCAGAUUAUAUAUCUGCUCUCAACAUGUAUGGUGGCGCUAUGAAUGAAUCUUUAUCGUCACUGAAUGUGAGUUUCUUCGUACCAGCUUGUUUUCAGCACAUUUAUUUUGCCACCUCAAGCUUGUGGGACGAGAAUGGGAUCUUUCCUCCCUCAAUGGAAGUUGCAGUUGCGAAUGCAAAAGUUAGGAACACAGUGCAAAGGGAAUACUGGGAGAAAACAAAAAUCCCGAUAGGUUCUAAGAAGAUCAGCAUCAGAGAUUUCGUGACGACGUGGGUGAAAUCACCUGACGGUUCCAUGAAAGUGACUGACAGCUGUAUCGGUGCUCAGUGUAACCCUACGUGUCCCAAGCAGUUGUUUUUUAUAGAUCCAGCGGUGAACUGGGUCGAGGUAGUCAAGACUUGCAUUAUCAUUCUGUCCCUGCUUAUCACAGUCACGUGCUUUGGUUUGAAGGCCGUAUUCAUGCUAUAUCAGUAUUACCUGUCAAAAAAACAAAAGCAGUACUUGACUGAAACUGAAACUGUAGAGGUACACAAAGAGCUGCCUCCGGCACAACCCGCUGAUGCAAUCAGUAUCGCGUGUUUGGCACUCAGCUACUCCGUCGACGUACGCGAGAGGAAAACAAAGAAAAAGAAAGUCGUGAAGGCCACUCGUGCAAAUCCUAUAUGCAAUUGGAAACAAUUAAAUAUGUUUGGUGCGGUGUUUAUAAAUGGAGUUCCUAGAAGUCUUGGUAAUGUGCACAAAUGGUAUGCUCGUAAAAUUGGUUACGUGUUACAGCUGGCUGUGCCUUACUAUGAAGAACUCACUGUGCGGCAGAAUCUUCUUUUCGCUGCUCACAUGCGGCUGCCUAAGUCAAUGAGCAACGCAAAGAAGUUUGAACGCGUUGAACAGAUACUUGCUGAGAUCGGUCUUACUUCUUUGGCUGAUACAGUUGUUGGUGGGUCUGUUGGCCAGGGUCUUAGUGGAGGACAGAAACGUCGAUUGUGUGUCGCUCUUCAGAUGAUAAAUUUGCCAUCUGUGCUUUUCCUUGAUGAACCAACCUCAGGUCUGGACGCAUCAUCUUCCCUGGAGCUGUUGAAUCAUCUCAAUCUUGUUGCUGAGUCCGGCAGACUUGUUAUUCUCACCAUACAUCAGCCCAGGCUGGAAAUCUUCCAUCUUUUUCACAAGAUCAUCUUUAUGUAUGAUGGUCAGGUGGCAUAUUAUGGCGAGCCUACUCUGGCCCCGACUCUUUUUCUUAAAGCCUAUCUGCAGUCAACAACCGAAGGAUUUCGGCUCAGUGAAGACGCGCCAAAAAUUGAUGCCACAAAUCCCGCAGGGUAA
This is a messenger RNA of Stylophora pistillata, 2246 nucleotides long. RefSeq lists its product as uncharacterized. Gene Ontology annotation, cellular component: membrane. Gene Ontology annotation, biological process: transmembrane transport. Gene Ontology annotation, molecular function: ATP binding; ATP hydrolysis activity; ABC-type transporter activity. The record is from RefSeq and is a predicted model, not a curated record. NCBI's taxonomy places the organism in Eukaryota, Metazoa, Cnidaria, Anthozoa, Scleractinia, Pocilloporidae.